This is a messenger RNA of Cinara cedri, 3475 nucleotides long. NCBI's taxonomy places the organism in Eukaryota, Metazoa, Arthropoda, Insecta, Hemiptera, Aphididae. The record is from the annotation of a GenBank genome assembly.
AUGGUAAAGAAAAAAGUGUCCUAAGCCAAUUCUCCUAAAAACCAUUAGACCAAAUAUAAUAUUAUCACUUUUUAUUUCUAUUCAUUCCAGGAACAAGAACAACGGGAGCAACAGGAAAGAGAAAACUUUCUUGAUUUAUCAAUCAACAUAUCUUCACUCUCAACCUCACAGGAUAAUGGUGGAGAUGAUAGUAAUAGUGAGGCUAGUCAUUCGUGGACUCUAAUUGAAAUACCAGCAAACUUAGACAGAACAGGAAGCAGUGUCUUGGAGGUUAAUAAAUAAUAUUAAUUUUUUAUUAUAAUAUACUUUAAACCUUUAUAACUUACAGGAUACAAGUGAACAAGAUAUAGCAAACCUCAACAUCACUAUACCUCCAACUCCUCCCUCAACAUCAGAUAGUAAUAUCACUAUGGUUGAAAAAGAGGAUAAAAUUAUUGGGAUUACUUAUACAUGGGUUCUGACUCCAAUACCCGAACGCAGACUCAGAACAACAGACAUUGCGUUCAAGGUUAAUAAAUAACAAUAAUCUUAUUUGAUUAAGUAUAAUGUCAUUUUAGGCUGUUAAAUAUGUGUCCCCUAUAUAUAUCAGGCAUUAUUUUUAUUUCAUUUAAACUAGUAAUGAAUAAAAAAAAAAAAAAGUAAUUUUUUCCCAAUUUUUACUAUUUUCAUUUUCCAAAUUAGUGAAAUUACAGUAGUCUAAUAGUACUUGUGGUUUUAUACUUUACUAAAUUUGACAAAAAAUACUAUUAUUGCAGUAAUACAUCAGAAACCAAAAAAUAAUAUUACGUUUCAAAGAAAAACAAUCUUCUAAGAUCCUAGAGAAAUAAUUUGAAAUAAUAGAAUAAUAAAAUUGAGCCUGGCGUGUAUACCCAGCUAUUCACUCAAUUGGAAACACUCACUAGAAAGUAUUAACUCUGUUUGAAAUUUUUUUAAUUUAAAAAACAAUUGGCAUAGCUUGUGGUUUAAUAAUUCACAACUACUCUCUCUCUACUCAAACUUCAAAGUAAAUAUCUUGUCAGAGGGUUGACGGAAAUCAAAAUUUCCAACACCAAAAUAUAUUUUAAUUAAUACUCUAUAUAUCUAUGAACAUUUUAGUAUAUGUUGCCAUUUGAAAAUAAAAAAUAGGUUGUAGGUAGUGGUUUUACUACUAAAAAUAUGGGUUUAUUUAUGUUUAUCUCUUAAAUUUUUACAAAAAAAUCUGAACAAAGUUAAUACUUUCUCAGAUAAUGAGUGAGUUUGUUGAAUCAUUUGUAUACAUUCCAAUAUUAAUAAAACCACAUUCUAACAUUUAUUAUAAUCAUAUUCACUAAAUUUAUUAUAAUAUAAUAGGACGGAUAUACUUCGCACAUGGGUGUAGCCACUGUUAUAGGUGGGAAGUUGGAAAGGUAGGAUACAGGCAGAAUUUAAUGAAUAUCUGAAGCAACGACAAAACAUUGCUAACGAAAAAACGAGUCUGAACCAAGUUCAGUUGAUAAUUUGGCUUUGCCAACAAUACAAUAUGUGAUAUAUGUUAUAUUAUGAUAAAAUGAUUAAAACGAUGGGUAUUUUCAUGACAACAAUGAUAGUUUAAAAAAGAUUAAAAUAAUAAAAACUUAAUAAUAACAAAAAAUAAAUAAAACUGGUUGACAAUGACAACCUUAUUUCUAAUCUUUCAAUCUCUUAACCUAAAGAACCAGGUUUUCCUCACUAUCUCGAAUAUUAAUGAGAAUUUCAAAAUAUUACCACUUUAAAGUACCACACAGAUUUAUUAGAAAAAGUGCUAUAUACUUGAUAAUCAGGGUAAGCUUUUUAGUAGAAAAAGUGUUCACAUAAAAAACAAAAAAAAACAUCUUUUAAUAAAACCAAUACUUUCUUUGCUAAACUCAGAAUCUAAAAUUAAAAUAGAUAAAAUAUAUAGUUAAAAAUUAAAUUGUUAAAUUUAACUAACGAAUAAAAUGUUAGCUACUUUUUAUAUUUUUUGGUUUAUUUAACAAUGUCAAUGUAAAUUAUACAAAUUAUUAUUAAUUUACCUUUUCAAUUAUAUUGAAAAUACAAAAAAGGUUUCAAAAUCUAUUCAUGUAAUUAUUUAAUAACUACAUGAAUAGAUUUUGUCAGGGUGAACUUUUUGAAAAUUCUCCUGCUAACGAGAAGGUUUCAUUGCCUCGUUAGCAAACACUUUGUUACAAAGUAAACACAUUGGUAGCUGCAUGUUGGAUGGCGAUGGAAUAAAUCCGAACUUUAAAUACGUAGUAUUAUAUUGACGACAUUUUCUUGUUGUAUCUGACAUUUUUGAAAAAUUAAUAUUUUACGAAACAGCAAAAUAAUUUAGAAACGCACGUUCUUAACCGAUUGAAUAAUAUAACACAAACCAAAACAAUAUGCUCGGGUCGAAUCAAUCAGUGUACUAAACAGUAGUCGGCAAGAAAGGCUCCGCCGUUUAUUACUCUCAAUAAACGUAGAUAACAUACUAAACGCAAUAUUAUAUAUUAUAUACUCAUAUUAUUAUUUUAUCUAAAGAUAAAAUUGAAUAAUCGUUAUUGGCCGAUAAAAGCCGUAUGUUCAAAAUAUUUUUACUUAUUAUAAUAUUAUAGAUUAUUUUUAGGUAGCACCAUGUAUAACGUUUUUGCGUAAACACUACCAUUUAAAACUAGUUCAUCGCCCCCCAACCGCCUAAAACUUAUUCACCGCCCCUCAGUAGCCCUUCACUGCCCACUAGGGGGCGAUAUCACCCCCGUUGAGAAUCACUGAUGUAAUAUAUUUAGAGAAGAAUAUAAUUAUAAAUGCCUUAAAAUUGUUAUAAUAAAUAAUAAUCAUUAUUUUAUAACAUUGUAAACAAAUGAUUAUUAAUAUAACUACCUAAUAUUCUUAAGAAAACAUAAAGUCUAUGAAUAAGCUUUGCAAUUAUAAUUUUUAUAUAAUUUUGUAAAUGUAUUAUAUUUUAAAUGCAGAUCCAUAGUACAAUAUUCGAAGAUAAAAUUAUCUACUGUGUUAACUUCACACCAUUUGGUCAUGUACUACUGUUUUCAUUAAACAAAUUGGUGAACUACUUUUUUCCUUGGAGCGACGUUACGAUUUGUGCAAAAAUAUUACAAGAACAUUUGAAUAUUCCGCUGUACAGAGGAAAUUCGUAAGUCUAUACUGCAGUAAUUGAUUAUACAAUAAACAGAUAUGCUAUGGCGUAGGAAUAUUUGGAUAAAAUUUGUAAAAUGCAGCUCUUAUGGAAUGAUAGAGUCAAAUAAACGUAUUUCCUUAUACCAUUGACUACCCGUCUAUUGUGUAAUCAAUGUUACAGUGAAUUGCUCUUUAGUUUGUAAUUUGAUGUUGAGCAACACACCAUAACUUUAGUUUUGUGAUUUUUGUUUUUUUUAAUAGCGAACAGAUAGAGCUGUUGCACCGUUAUCAUAUUAUCAGCUCGUUAGUUCCAGAUGACUCACCGUUGGUCUUGCUUCAAGAUCUGUAUGAUCAUAUAUGUGAACUGAAGCGUAAAAUAAAGUAA